Molecule: messenger RNA, 951 nt
Organism: Rhizoctonia solani
Lineage: Eukaryota; Fungi; Basidiomycota; Agaricomycetes; Cantharellales; Ceratobasidiaceae
Product: Transposase family Tnp2 protein
Exons: 4
Coding region: 1-951 (316 amino acids)
Source: RefSeq, a predicted model, not a curated record
AUGACAGGCGCGCCCGAUUCUCAGACUAAAAGUAAUGAUAACGAUAUUGCUCAUCAACUAGCGGGUCAGGAGUUUCGCAUGGAAGAAUAUCCACAGAUCAACGACACAAUUGGCUAUAAUACAUACGACCCCGAAGGCGAUACAUUGGACGAUGAUGACCGUUCGGACUACUCGCGCGGCAGCUGGUACCGGGUCGCCACACCCCUCCCUUCUCCACCGUCGCCUCCACCCGAACAUGAGAGCGGUCUCUCAGAGCCCGACGAUGAUGGAUUCCAGAACGUUGACGCCGAGGACUAUCGGGAAUACGAACGAUGUACUGACGAUGAGGAGGUUGAUAGCAUCAUCAUGCUAGCGAUCCGACAGUUUGGAAGUGUUACACAGAACGACUAUGAACGAAUUCGAUAUUCUUACCGACAUAAGCUUCAACUCAUGAGUACCCAACGCUUGAGGACACGUAUCGCCGCUCUCUCCGGCGUUGAACCAGAGAACGUCGACUGCUGUCUCAAGUAUGUCAUGCAUUCACUGGACAGUACGCCGAAGAGGAUGUCUGUUCGAAAUGCAACGAACCCCGUUACGACUACAAGGGUCGACCUCGAAAGACCUUUCAGUACCUCCUGCCACCCCACGCUCCGCGCAUAUUUCAACAACCCCGACUUCAUUCGGAAAAUGCUUUAUCGAUUUAAUUUUGUUCGACAGCCAGGUGAAAUGAAUGAUUUCUUUAAUUCAUCUCGGUACGAUAAACUAUUGCACACGAAUAUUGUCAUUGACGGCGACGACACUGGAGUGCCUCACUUCCCCGGCAAACACGACAUUGCACUUGCAAUCAUGACUGACGGCGUCCAGAUCUUCGACCAGGUUCUACCGAGACUAACACGUGCUGGCCGAUCAUGGCCCAGAACCUUAACCUGCCGCCGGAGGAACGAGCUCAGAUGCGGAAUCUUAUUCCGUUAG